Molecule: messenger RNA, 2117 nt
Organism: Solanum lycopersicum (tomato)
Lineage: Eukaryota; Viridiplantae; Streptophyta; Magnoliopsida; Solanales; Solanaceae
Product: AT-rich interactive domain-containing protein 5
Biological process (GO): regulation of transcription by RNA polymerase II
Cellular component (GO): nucleus
Molecular function (GO): DNA binding
Source: RefSeq, a predicted model, not a curated record
UUCGCCAUAACUUGUUAUACCUUCUCCUUAAUCUCCAACUCUAACCAAACCCUACACGCCGAUUCACAGGCAACCGUAUCAAGCUCUCACCUUCAUCCAGUUAUCAGAAUGGAUAAGACUGACGUGGAGAUGGAUGAUGUCCAAAAUACUGUGGUAGAGUCGAUUGAUUCCAGUCCUGCUCUUCCUGGCCAACACUCCACCAGUGAAAAUGCUAAAAUAGGGACGCAAAACCACCCUGAAACUGGGGCUAAGACCCCAAUUCCUGCUGAAAAUGGAAACGGUGAUACAAUGAAACAGACUGAUCCAAAGGCUGCGGUGGAGGACCACAAGAAUGCUGCAACUGAGACAGCGACUAUAGGCCAGCCGGAGACUCAAGGCAAUACAGCACUUGAUGACCAAAACAAUGCUACAGGUGGAACAGAAGGAGAAACCACAAUUCAGGACAAAAAAGAAGGGGAUCCUGAUGCAGAUGUGGCUUUGAAGAAGGAAGAACCUAUUGGAAAUGUUGCACGACAUGAUACUACAGGUGUAAACAUGCAGGUACUUGAGGAGCUGCCUACUAAUGAAGUAGGUGACAGUGGAAAAGAGGUGAAGGAAGCUCAUCAGGCUGAGAACUCAAUCAAAGAUGUUCAUCAAAAUGGGAAUGAUAUGAUGGUCGAUGAACAGAAGAAAGUGGAACAUAAAGCUAAUACUGCAAGUGUUAUCUCUGAUCGUGAUGAUAGAUCGAAUGAGUUGUCAGAGACAAAAGAUGCUGUUAAGAAUACUGCUAUUGCAAAGAUGCCGGAGCCAGCCACUCCGAAUUUGUCGGUGAAAUGUGACACUGCAAACACUGGACAGCAUACUGGGGAAGCAUCAAAUAAGAUCUUUGAUGAAUCAAAGAUGGCUGACGAUGAGGAUGAAGAUGAGGAUUGGAAUGAUGAUGGAUCACCAGAGGAUCAAACAGCAUUUAUGAGAGAACUUGAAAAUUUUUACCGGGAGAGAGCCAUGGAAUUUAAACCACCCAAGUUUUAUGGCAUUCCUCUUAAUUGCCUGAAGUUGUGGAGAUCUGUGAUCAGAUUGGGUGGCUAUGAUCGGGUUACUGGAUCGAAGCUGUGGAGACAAGUCGGCGAAUCGUUUAAUCCCCCCAAGACUUGCACAACUGUGUCCUGGACAUUCCGCAUUUUUUAUGAGAAGGCUCUUUUAGAAUAUGAAAGGCAUAAGAUGCAAAGCGGCAAGCUUCAACUUCCUAUUGCUGCUCUUCCUGAAGCAGGUGUUGAUAAUGAGGGAAAUGGUAAUCAAACUCCUGGAUCAGGCAGGGCGAGAAGAGAUGCUGCUGCUCGUGCCAUGCAAGGAUGGCAUGAGCAACGUCUUCUUGGUUGUGGCGAGGUUGGGGAGCCAAUUGUAAAGGACAAGAAUGCCAAACAUACGCCAAAGCGUGAGAAGAAUUUCAAAAGCAUUGGUUCUAUAAAACACAAGAGACCAAAUGAAAUGGAACAUCCUUCGAAAGUGGCACGAACAGAAACAUCUAAGCAGUUGGUUACAACAGUUGUUGAUUUGGGACCUCCAGCUGAUUGGGUAAAAAUCAACGUGCGAGAAACAAAAGAUUGUUUUGAGAUCUAUGCUCUGGUGCCUGGGCUUUUGAGAGAGGAGGUGCGCGUUCAAUCUGAUCCUGCUGGCCGUCUGGUCAUAACUGGUCAGCCGGAACAACUUGACAACCCUUGGGGUAUUACCGCCUUCAAAAAGGUAGUUAGCCUGCCAGCUAGAAUCGAUCCACUUCAGACUUCUGCUGUUGUUACCCUCCAUGGACAGCUCUUUGUUCGUGUACCAUUUGCGUAGUGAAAAUAUUUGACUCAAGAGGGAGUUUUGAACGUUUGGAUGAACUUUAUUGACAAAGCAUGGAUGCUGAUAGUUGACCAACAUUGAUAGUCAGAUUGUGAAUGCUAGGGCCGUAGAUUGUGGAUCUGUGUAUGAUGAUUAGUUUGAUCAAAUUAGUUGUUGACGUGUUCUGUGGGUUAAAAUUUUAAAGCAAAAGGAGGCAUGUCCUGCUGCGACACAUUUUUUUACUCUGGGAAUUUAGCUAGAACUUUUUUGUUUCUGAGAUUAAUAUUUAUACUCAAUUAUUUCUAGUUAGCAUUUGA